CGCGGCUCAUGCAGCAAGUACGCAAUGGAGAUUCAGCGAAACACCAGAAUAUUAAAUAAUCUCCAUCAAUCGCUUGUAUUACAUUCACGGUUCUACAAAAACACGCAGAGGAUAAUAUUGUUGUCGCUGGUACUUCUGGGUGGUGUUUGUAAAGCAGAAACAGAUGAGACAAUACCAGUGAGGGAAGGAGAAUCUGAAACUCUACAUACUAAUCUUUCUAAAAUACUGAACGAUGAUACAGUACUCUGGGCGUUUGGGCCUAAGGAAUCGGUCCUAUCUCAGAUAACGAGAAAGAACGACUUGACCUCACAUUACGUCACUGAUGAUGAGAGAUUUAAAGGCAGAUUGCAGGUGGACCAAGAAACUGGCUCUCUCACCAUCAGAAACACCAGAAACAGACACUCUGGAAAAUAUAAACUAACAAUCUCUAGAGAAAAGACCACAUACAGGAUAUUUCGUGUGGAUGUCAUUGGUGUGGCUGCUGAGACGGGUGGAGUGAAGUCAGUGUCAGUGACAGAAGGGGAAUCUAUCAUUCUACAAAAUGAUGCUACUCAAUUACAGAAAGAUGAUCUAAUAGUAUGGAGGUUUGGAGAUAAAGGCAUCCUCCUAGCUAAAAUCGACGUAGAAACGAAUGAGUCCUCAUUAAAUGAUGCUGAUGAACGAUUCAGAAACAGACUACAACUAGACCGAAAUGGAUCUCUGACCAUCACAAAUGCCAGAACUGAACACAGUGGACUUUAUGAAGUACAAAUCAGAGGCCGUGAGAGCUCACAGCUGUUCCUUGUUUCUGUCAGUGCUGAUUGGGGUCGGUCUUCAAUUGUCAUAGGAAUAGUUGUUGCUGUUCUGCUGGUGACUGGACUUUUAGCUGCUGUUAUUUACUUUAGCUGCAGGAUCUCUGAACUACAAAAACAAGUGGUUGAAGAAGUGAAAGUGUCAGAGACAGAAGGAAGAACUGUCGUUCUAAAGACUGACACUAAACUCCAGAACGGUGAUGAGAUAAAGUGGUGGUUUGAUGAUGACAAAAAUCCCUUAACCCAAUACAGUAACUGGACCAUUCAAAACAAGGAUAUAGACUGUGUUGUUACUGAUGAGAGAUUCAGAAACAAAGUGCAGCUGGGUGGUAAGACUGGCGAUCUCAUCAUCAGUUAUAUCAGGACCAUUCAUUCUGGAGCUUACAAAGUACAGAUCAGCAGCAAAAACAGAACCACAUGCAAGAAAUUCAUGGUUACUGUCAAUGUGGAAAAAGUGACAGCGAAGAUUGGACAAUCUGUCACUCUAAAGACCAAUAUUGAAAUAAAGAACGGAGAUGUGAUACUGUGGACCUUUGGAGUUAAAAACUGUCUCAUUUAUAAAGCCGAAUCAACACCAACUAGUAUUUGUGAGAAUUUCAGAGACAGACUGCAGCUGAAUGAUCAUGAUGGAUCUCUGACCAUCACAAACAUCACCAGUGCAGACUUUGGACACUUUCAACUACAGGUCAUAAACGGCGAACGGAACAGAUUCAGGAGAUUCAAUGUGAUCGAAGAUUCCACUGUAAACAAAGUGAAAAACUUGCUGGAAAAAACCACCACUGCUUCAAGACACUGUGGAUGAAGAGAAUGAGCAGGAGGGGACAAGUUCAGUUUAAUAAGACACAUCCACCACUGUCAAUAUUUGUGACAUCAUCAACACUUAAACUGAACAAUAUAUGUGUCACAAACCCGGUCCCUGUUACUCCUCCCGCUCACCACCAGAGGUCCCCUUCAACACACAGACCGUUUCUGUUUUUUUUCUUUUUCUUUUUGGCAUUUUGCAUUUUUUCUUUGAUAGGAGAGUAGAGAUAGGACCGGAAGCAAGUGGGAGAGAGGGGGAUCGGGAAAGGUCCGCAAGGUGGGAUCUUGGGACACCCAAAGCGCAACUGUGCCAUAUGUCAGUGCACUGCCCACAAGGCUAUCGGCGCUACACAGACUGUUUCAUCACUCAAACUGUAUCACCCUUUCACACCAGACUACAUUUCCCAUGAUCCAUUUCACACUACACUGAUUUGCAAACACACCUGUAGGCAUUCACAUGGACUAUUUGUCACACGCACACUAUCAUUCGGGGCCAAGUAUUGUAUGCAUGUAUGCACGCAUGGCUUCAUUACAAUAUUUCUGCAUUUAUGAAAAAAAUAAAACUUUUUAAAUGCAAAUUUAAGAGCUCAACAGCGCAUGGGUUUCAGAAUUUUCCGUGGAAACAUAUUGAAUAUUUUAAACAAAACUUUGUCAAGUAUUAUUCAAAAGAACAUUUUGGAACUUGUCGUUAUUCUAGUGGUGCAUUAGCCUAUUGUGCCUGUCCAAUGUCUGUCGUUGUCCAUAUCAAUAAAGCUUAGCUGACUGACUAAGAGAAAGAGAAAAGCGAGCUUUAGUGAAUGCAAAUAGCAGAUGGCCCUAACGCUUAUUAUAGUUUGAGAUGUUAAAAAGAAAAAUAAGUUACGGUCAUAAGUAAGUGUACAUGCGCACAGCGCUCAUCCAAUUUUCAGGGUCCCCCGCAUAUGUGUUAUGUCUAAUAAAGCUGG
Molecule: messenger RNA, 2536 nt
Organism: Labeo rohita (rohu)
Lineage: Eukaryota; Metazoa; Chordata; Actinopteri; Cypriniformes; Cyprinidae
Exons: 7
Coding region: 25-1593 (522 amino acids)
Source: RefSeq, a predicted model, not a curated record